Messenger RNA from Scomber scombrus (Atlantic mackerel), 604 nucleotides. RefSeq names its product potassium voltage-gated channel subfamily E member 2-like. Bases 218 to 550 code for a protein of 110 amino acids. The transcript is spliced from 2 exons. The record is from RefSeq and is a predicted model, not a curated record. Gene Ontology annotation, molecular function: potassium channel regulator activity; delayed rectifier potassium channel activity; voltage-gated potassium channel activity involved in ventricular cardiac muscle cell action potential repolarization. Gene Ontology annotation, cellular component: membrane. NCBI's taxonomy places the organism in Eukaryota, Metazoa, Chordata, Actinopteri, Scombriformes, Scombridae. Gene Ontology annotation, biological process: ventricular cardiac muscle cell action potential; regulation of ventricular cardiac muscle cell membrane repolarization; regulation of heart rate by cardiac conduction.
UCCAGUGAAAGACCCGGAACCCAAAAGGAAGAAGAAGAAGAAGUAAAUUGUCUGCUAGCGUCAAGACACUGACGAUAGAGCACCGACCCUGAAGAGGACGAGGGAGUCUUCAUCCUCAUCUCCUCAUAAGGGGCGUGGAGUGGCUGUUUUAGCGUCUUUAGCUCGUCUGCUAAAAGCUACAUAUUUAGUGUUCAUCUGUGUAAAAACAGUGGAGCCGAUGAGUGCAUCUCAUUGGACCAACUUGACCCUUCACCUGGAGGAGUCCCUGACCAAUGCCUUGGGUCAUUACCUUGACAACUGGAGGCGUAAUGCGACAGCUGCAGACAACGCUUUGGACAAGACUUUGGCUGAGGAGAACUUUAGAAACGUCAUCUGGUAUCUGGCGGUGAUGAUUGGCAUGUUUGCCUUCAUUAUUGUGGCCAUGCUGGUGAGCACAGUCAAAUCCAAAAGAACGGAGCACUCCAAUGAUCCCUACCACCAAUACAUCAAAGAGGACUGGACUGCUCAGUUGCAACAGGGCGAUGUCAUAACUAACUUUGCAGCUAUAUAAUGCACACAGAAACACUUUCAUCAGUAGCAAGAAUAGCAGCAACAAAAUGUUCCA